GGAGGCACGUGCCCCCAGGCCGCGCUCUAGGGGCUGGACUCAGGGCGGUUUGAAAGAUCGGCGCGCACCGCAGGAGCAACGGUUGGUCUUGCGGCUGUGAUGUCGGUGUUGAGGCCCCUGGACAAGCUGCCCGGCCUGAACACGGCCACCAUCUUGCUGGUGGGCACGGAGGAUGCUCUUCUACAGCAGCUGGCGGACUCGAUGCUCAAAGAGGACUGCGCCUCCGAGCUGAAGGUCCACUUGGCAAAGUCCCUCCCUUUGCCCUCCAGUGUGAAUCGGCCCCGAAUUGACCUGAUCGUGUUUGUGGUUAAUCUUCACAGCAAAUACAGCCUCCAGAACACAGAGGAGUCCCUGCGCCAUGUGGAUGCCAGCUUCUUCUUGGGGAAGGUGUGUUUCCUCGCCACAGGUGCUGGGCGGGAGAGCCACUGCAGCAUUCACCGGCACACCGUGGUGAAGCUGGCCCACACCUAUCAAAGCCCCCUGCUCUACUGUGACCUGGAGAUAAGGUGUUGCUCUGUUGCCCAGGCUGGAUUGCAGUGGUGUACUCAUGGCUCACUGCAGACUUGAGCUCCUGGGCUCAAGUGAACCUCCCGCCUCAGCCUACUGAGUAACUAGGACUACAAGCAUGCACCACCGCACCUAGCUAAGUAUUUAUUUAUUUAUUUACUUUUUUUUUUUUUUUUUGAGAUGGAGUCUUGCUCUGUUGUCCAGGCUGGAAUGCAGUGGCGCGAUCUCGGCUCACUGCAAGCUCUGCCUCCCGAGUUCACGCCAUUCUCCUGCCUCAGCCUCCCAAGUAGCUGGGACUACCGGCACCCGCCACCACGCCCAGCUAAUUUUUUGUAUUUUUUAGUAGAGACGGGGUUUCACCGUGUUAGCCAGGAUGGUCUCAAUCUCCUGACCUCGUGAUCCGCCCGCCUCGGCCUCCCAAAGUGCUGGGAUUACAGGCAUGAGCCACUGCGCCCGGCCACUGUUUAUUUACUUUUUAAUAUAGCGAUGAGGUCUUGCUGUGUUCCCCACACUGGUUUUGAACUCCUGGCCUCAAGCGAUCCUCCCACUUUAGCCUCCCAAAGUGCUGGGAUUACAGGAGUGAGCCACCGAGCCUGGCCUUUAGCCGCUUUUUAUGCAGGAUAAAUCCUGAUGACCUUUUGCUAAAGAGGCCUCAGCAGGAGUUGAUGUGCUCCCCCCGAUGGGUCUCCUGAGGGUUCCCAGGGCCCGCACUGCCACACCCAUGUGCCAGGCCUGCUCCAUUCCUUUGGAAACCUGUUUAUUGGUUUUGAGAUACAUUUUGAAGAGUUGUGUUUCUGCUCUGUUCUGGGUCUUGUGCCUGUUACCGAAAGCAAAGUGAUGAAACGCAGGGAGAACUGAGUCAGCACAUGAUCUGUGACCACCAAUCCAUCACCACUGUCUAGACCAGGGUCCCUUAUCCUGGUGUCAGGGCACUCCUCUGGUCUAAGGGCAGAAUUCAGAGGAUAGCAGUCUGUGGCUGUCGCCAGUAGAAAUGGGGAUGUUUUCAUAUCACAUUAGGAUUGGGCAGGUCUCAUCACUGCCUCAUGUGGCAGCAGCCAUUAGGCCUGCCCCUUGCUCGAUGCAUCGAUCACGAUACACACUUGACUCUAUCACGCAUUUGUUUUCCUAUUUGAUGACCACUUUUUGAGCCCCUGACCAGAUCAGCACUCUGAUCUCACAGAUGGGACCCUGAGGCCUGGGCACACCUGAAGUGCCUGCCCCACCAGGCUUUCCUCCCAGAGAGAACAGGCGACUUGCUCAGGGUCAGACAGCUCGUGAGUGAGGGGUAGAGCCAGCUGUUCUGCUGUCCUAGCCUGCUGACCAUGUGACUUUGAAUAGGUCACUUUGUCUGCCACGAAGCAUCUCUAAAGGGGAGUCACGAUCUUUGCUCCAUAGUUCAGGUGCUGGUGGGGGACAGUGGUGCCUACUCACCCUGUGACAAGUGGUGUAAUUCUGUCUGUGGCCAUGAGGUGGCGGGCCAGGCCAGGUCCUGGGUUCUCUCUUGGCCUGGGCAGGAAGCAGGAGGUCCCAGUCUGGUUCCAGCCGCAGCAGGAGCUGCAGAAAUGCCUGCUCAGGACAUAGGCCUGCAUCCCUCAGAUGGAGCACCCAGGGUUUGAACUGGCCUCCUUCUUCAUGCUGGUGUUGUCCUCUUCAGAACACUCUUCUGCAUAAUUGAGUUUGAGCCCCACCAUAUAUCUUGAGGCCUUUGCGUGGCAGGAAUUACCGGCCCCGUUCCAUUGAUGAGGAAACACAGGAAGGUGUGUGAUUGGCCCAGUGAAAUAAUUGCCUAGGUCUGCUGGUAGGGCUCUGUGCUGGGCCCUGGGAACACAAAUGAGUCAGAUAUUGGCCCUGCCCUCUCAGAAUCUCAUGAAAUAAGCAGACAUGUAACAUACGCAACAGCAGAAGGAUUUGCUGAGCUCUGGGAGCCUGGUGGUAGAAUUAGGUCAUUUCUUCUUGGAUGUCAUGAGCAAAGUCAUGAUUGUGGUCAGACCUGGGCAUUUGGGUCACGUCUCUGGAGUGACGUGGAUUGGAGGAAGCCUGGCCAGAGGCAGGAGGCUGGGUCGAGGCUGCUGCAGGAGGCAGGUUGUGGAACCCAAGCCUCAGCAGCCUAGAGGUAGAUUUCAGGAACAAAGGCCACCAAACUUAGAGGACUUAUUAAAAAAAUACUUCCUGAGUUUCUGUGGUGCCAACCACUGUUCUAGGCUCCAGGGACGCAGCACAGAACAAAAGAGUCAAAAACCCCAGCUUCCUGCUGGGCACGGUAGCUCACACCUGUAAUCCUAGGGAGGCCGAGGUGGGAGGAUCACCUGAGGUCAGGAGUUUGAGACCAGCCUGGCCAACAUGGUGAAACCCAGUCUUUACUAAAAAUACAAAAAGUAGCUGGGCAUGGUGGCACGCACCUGUAAUCCCAGCUACUCAGGGGCCUGAAGCACAAGAAUCGCUUGAACCUGGGAGGCAGAGAUUGCAGUGAGCCAAGAUGGUGCCACUGCACUCCAGCCUGGGUGACAAAGCGAGACUCUGUCUCAAAACAAAACAAAAAAAGCCCCAGCUUUGUUCUAGUCAAGGAAACAAAUGGGGUAAAUGACGUGCUGGAAAGUGGAGGCGUGGCGUGUCAGGUGGUGGUAAACAGGCAAGAGUUAGGCAGGGUAACCAGGGAACGCCCCUGCAAACAGGACUUUUAAAUAAAUAAAGACCUGAAGGAAGUAGGCAGGCGGCCAUGGAGAUACCUCGUGGCAGGAGGAACAGCAAGUGCAUGGGCCGAGUGUGGGACUUGCCUGGUGUGCUCAAGGUCUGGCAGGCAGGCCUGGGUGGCUGCAGCACAAUAGCAAAGGGCGGGUUGGGGUGGAGAAAUCAGGAAUGGUGGGGCUGGAUCAGUGGAGCCUGGUGGGGAGCUGCUGGAGGGCUCGGGGCCAGGGAGGGAUGUGGCCUGACUUGGGUUUUAAAUGGACCCCUCUGGCUGCUGGGAGGAGAGUGGACUGAAGGGAAACUAGGGCAGAAAUAGAGAGACAGGUCUGGAGGCUCUUUCUUUUUUUUUUUUUUUUUUUUUUUUUUUGAGACAGACACUGGGCAGCAUCGUGUUCUUCCAGCGGACGUGUCUAGAACAUCUGUGCCCGGGCCUAGAGCAGUCUUGUCCCUCUCUGGCCCCACAGCUCUCCUGGGCCCAUUCCUUUUUGAUGGCACCUUCUUAUCUGUGGUGAGGGCCACCCGCUGUCCCUCCCUCCUUCCUAUCCCUGUAUCUUCUGCUCCCUGGUCUUGAGCAUCUGGGGCCCGAGCUGCCCGGGCAUUGGUUGGAAGUAGCCCUGAUUCAGAGCUCAGCUCUGGAGUCACUAGCUGGGUGACCCUAGACAGUUUGUUCGACCUAGCCAGCCUUGUUAAGCCUUCAUUUCUUCUUGAGCAGGAGGUCAGGCUCUGGAUGUCUCCGGAGGUUGUUUGAAGGAUUGGGCAAGCUGAGGCAGUUGGAAGCUACUCUGAGGUGUGGCAUGAAUGAGGGCAUGGCUGUGGUGGGCAGUGGUGACCUGAGCUACCCCCAAGUCUCCGCCCCCAGCCCUGCUCUGGCAGCCCCUGCAGCUGCUCUGGGUGAGGGAGCAGGGCCAGCCGCUGCAUUCUAUCUCACUGCUGUUCUCUGCUCUCCCCACAGGUGGAAGGCUUUAGGGCCACCAUGGCGCAGCGCCUGGUGCGCGUGCUGCAGAUCUGUGCUGGCCACGUGCCCGGUGUCUCAGCUCUGAACCUGCUGUCCCUGCUGAGAAGCUCUGAGGGCCCCUCCCUGGAGGACCUGUGAGGGCGGCUGGCCCCUGGGCUGCCCCUUCUCAUGGCUUCGUGCUGACUCCAUAAACAUUCUCUGUUGAGGAUGUCCAGUCAGGGCUUGACAGGCCCAGGCUCAGCCCCCAGUGGUUGGGAAGGUUCCCUGCAGUGCCAGUGCUGCAGCAGGGAGAGCUGGGCAGAAGCAGCGAGGGGGCCCAGCUGGUGAGACUGUAGCCCCCUCCCACUCCCACACUCACUCUUGCAGAGCCUGUGUCUUUAAGCAGCUGGCGUGUUACAUCUCCAUUUAAGGUUUCCUUUGAACAAAAGGUCUGUGGCUAAAAGUUUAAAAAUCA
This is a messenger RNA of Pan troglodytes (chimpanzee), 4601 nucleotides long. RefSeq names its product centromere protein M (gene CENPM). The record is from RefSeq and is a predicted model, not a curated record. The coding region runs from base 100 to 567 and encodes 155 amino acids. Lineage: Eukaryota; Metazoa; Chordata; Mammalia; Primates; Hominidae. The transcript has 6 exons.